GCGUCGGUGACGGCGGCGCAGCGCGCAGGCGCGGCCGGGUUCCGGGCAGUGACGCGACGACGGGCGCGCGCCGCGCAUUUCCGCCUCUGGCGAAUGGCUUCGCUUUAGCGCGCCGCGGGCUCAGCUGCGACCCCGGCCCCGCCCCCGGGACCCCGGCCAUGGACGAUCUGUUUCCCCUCAUCUUCCCCUCAGAGCCAGCCCAGGCUUCUGGGCCUUAUGUGGAGAUCAUUGAGCAGCCCAAACAGCGGGGCAUGCGGUUCCGCUACAAGUGCGAGGGUCGCUCAGCGGGUAGUAUUCCUGGCGAGAGAAGCACAGAUACCACCAAGACGCACCCCACCAUCAAAAUCAAUGGCUACACUGGACCAGGAACAGUUCGCAUCUCCCUGGUCACCAAGGACCCACCUCACCGGCCUCAUCCACAUGAACUGGUGGGGAAGGACUGCAGGGAUGGUUUCUACGAGGCUGAACUCUGCCCAGACCGCUGCAUCCACAGCUUCCAGAACCUGGGGAUCCAGUGUGUGAAGAAGCGAGACCUGGAGCAAGCCAUUAGCCAGCGCAUCCAGACCAACAAUAACCCCUUUCAAGUUCCCAUUGAGGAACAGCGGGGGGACUAUGACCUGAACGCAGUCCGCCUCUGCUUCCAGGUGACAGUGCGGGACCCGUCAGGCAGGCCCCUCCGCCUGCCGCCUGUCCUCUCUCAUCCUAUUUUUGAUAACCGCGCCCCCAACACUGCCGAGCUCAAGAUCUGCCGAGUAAACCGGAACUCCGGGAGCUGCCUUGGUGGGGAUGAGAUCUUCUUGCUGUGUGACAAGGUGCAGAAAGAGGACAUUGAGGUGUAUUUCACCGGGCCGGGCUGGGAGGCACGAGGCUCCUUUUCUCAAGCUGAUGUGCACCGGCAAGUGGCCAUUGUGUUCCGGACCCCUCCAUACGCCGACCCCAGCCUGCAGGCUCCAGUGCGAGUCUCCAUGCAGCUCCGGCGGCCUUCUGAUCGGGAGCUUAGUGAGCCCAUGGAGUUCCAGUACCUACCAGACACAGAUGACCGCCACCGGAUUGAAGAGAAACGCAAAAGGACCUAUGAGACCUUCAAGAGCAUCAUGAAGAAGAGUCCUUUCAAUGGACCGACUGAACCCCGGCCUCCAACCCGGCGUAUUGCCGUGCCUUCCAGAAGCUCACCUUCUGUCUCCAAGCCAGCCCCGCAGCCCUAUGCCUUCCCAGCGUCCCUCAGUACCAUCAACUUUGAUGAGUUUUCCCCCAUGGUGUUACCAUCUGGGCAGAUCUCAAACCAGGCCUUGGCCUUGGCACCAUCCUCUGCCCCCGUCUUGGCCCAGACCUUGGUCCCCUCCUCAGCCAUGGUACCAGCUCUGGCUCAGCCCCCAGCCCCUGUCACAGUUCUCGCCCCAGGUCCUCCCCAAGCCCUGGCCACAGCUGUUCCAAAGACCACCCAGGCGGGGGAGGGCACACUGUCUGAAGCGCUGCUGCAGCUGCAGUUCGAUGCUGAUGAAGACUUGGGGGCCUUGCUUGGCAGCAGCACAGACCCGGGCGUGUUCACAGACCUGGCAUCCGUCGACAACUCAGAGUUUCAGCAGCUCCUGAACCAGGGUGUGUCCAUGUCACACCCUGCAGCUGAGCCCAUGCUGAUGGAGUACCCCGAAGCCAUAACUCGCCUGGUGACAGGGUCUCAGAGGCCCCCUGACCCAGCGCCCACAGCCCUGGGGACCGCAGGGCUUCCCAAUGGCCUAGCUGGGGAUGAAGACUUCUCCUCCAUUGCGGACAUGGACUUUUCAGCUCUUUUGAGUCAGAUCAGCUCCUAAGGCGCUGACAGUGACCCUGCUCUGAGCAGCAGGUUUCAGGGCACUGAGGCUUUCCCAAAGCACAGGUUCUGGGGCAUGUGCUCCAGCUUCCCCGGCUCCCUUGGGUGGUGUCUCCUGGGGCGGCACACUGUAUUCUUUAUUGGCAGUUUCUCAGUCUCUCCGGAGGUGCUUCAGCAGAGCAUUGCCUUCUCUGGGAAAGGAGCUGGGAGGACUUGCUCUUCCCUGUGUUCAUAAUCAGCUCUCUUCUUGGUAGGGACCUCUGGGACUCCUCUUCCAUCCUCCAGCUUCCAGCACUCCUACAGAGGGGCAGCUGGAGCAGUGGCCUUAAGGCCAUAAAGCCUUACUAUCAAGUGUCUUCCUCAGCAUGGAUUCCUGUACACCUUGAUGCAAAGCAAUGCUCCUAACAGCGGCCCCUAUGUGGUGCUACCUGACACCAGCACCGGAGGAGACGCUGCUCUGUCGUGUGGAGCAGCUGCCUUGCCAGCUCUUGCUGUGCUGAGCUGUGGCUGAAGGAACAGGUGGGACAGUGCUGGCCGCCUAAAGGAUCCUGGGGGAAGUUUGGUCCGAGACAUCCCUGUACCCCCUUUCCUCAAGUGCCUUAAUAGCAGGGCAAAUUGUGUAGAGGCAGAAGGGUGGGCUAGAAGUUCAGCCACAAGACAGUCUUCACCGAGAAAGCUAUUGGACUCUUGCUCUUUCUAACUCUGAACUAAUAAACGUGUUACCGCGCUGGC
Messenger RNA from Psammomys obesus (fat sand rat), 2542 nucleotides. RefSeq names its product RELA proto-oncogene, NF-kB subunit (gene Rela). The transcript is spliced from 11 exons. Gene Ontology annotation, cellular component: cytoplasm. Gene Ontology annotation, biological process: cellular response to stress; response to cytokine; non-canonical NF-kappaB signal transduction. NCBI's taxonomy places the organism in Eukaryota, Metazoa, Chordata, Mammalia, Rodentia, Muridae. Bases 159 to 1811 code for a protein of 550 amino acids. The record is from RefSeq and is a predicted model, not a curated record. Gene Ontology annotation, molecular function: RNA polymerase II cis-regulatory region sequence-specific DNA binding; DNA-binding transcription factor activity, RNA polymerase II-specific.